UGUAGGAGUCUCUUCGGAAAAAAAAAAAGCUAAAUUUGAGAGACACCGCAGGGAGAGAUCGAACAUUUUUCUGUUUUGGAAAGAUAGAAUGGCAGUUUCCAGGGUUUCUUUUAUGGCUGUUUUCGCUGCUCUUGUUUUUGCUAUGAUUACCUUGCCUGCUGCUGUUCAGGGCCAGUCCUCUGCUCCCGCCCCUGCCCCAACAAGCGACGGGACGUCGAUUGACCAAGGGAUUGCAUACGUAUUGAUGCUGGUGGCGCUGGUGCUCACAUACCUCAUUCACGCUGCUGAUUUCUGCUUCAGCUUUUGAGCUUGCAAAUAGAAAUGGAGUUGGGAACUUGGGAUGAUGAGGGUGGGAUUUCUUUUUGGAUUAAAGUUAAGACUUAUGACUUGAGAGUGAGAGGAAAAAAAAAAGAUGGAAUUUGUUAGAUUUGGUAUUUCAGGGGGAAGGGAUGAUGUGACUUUAGAGGAAUUAUUGAUGGGUUUUUUUUUUUCCCCCUGGAUGUUGAUAAUAUCAUUUUUAUGUUUGGUGGGAUUCUCAUUGUCAUUUGCUUUACUAUCCCUUUUGCCUAUAAAUCUUGCAUUUUUGCCUCAAUUUUUCCCUCUUUCUCUGGAAAACUAUAAUAAUGCAUGCUGUUAUAGGUUCUAUGACCAACAUGAUGAUCCUUUUACUUUGACGAUAUGGGUUCUUGCCUCUGCAAAAAAAUGCGAAGUACAAAAGGCAUCUACCAUGCUAUUAGCAAUUUCAAGUGUUAAAUGCUUUGCGCUUUCUUAAUUUUGAGUAGUUCUUAAGGAUAUAUCAAUACAUGAUGGCUUGAACGGCAAAGAUAGGAUACACCAAGGAUGCUAAUGAAUUAUAAGAAGCAAUCCAACUUAUACAAUUAUUCAACUGAGAAAAGUAGUAGUAAUGAGUUUUGUAUGAAGAAUUGAAGAAUUAGGUAUUUGUAGAUUUCUCAACCGAUCUAGUGGGCUAGGUAUAACUUACAAGGACGAAUUUAUUAUUAAAGAUUUUCAUAAAUUAAAGCCCUCCAGGCCUAGAAAAUUCUAUAGUUCUAAGCUGCAAAACGUGCUCCCUGACCCUACAAGAAUUUUUGGUUAUUACAUCAGAAAGGGUUCGGUAUUAGCCAAAAAAAACCAUUUUAAAUCCUCCAGGCGGACCAUCAAGCCAAAGUCCGAGGAAAUUAGAAGAAUAACCAGAGACAGGAGAGCUCUUCUAAGAGAAAUGGUUCCCAAGGACAGCAGAAAAACAAUUUCAAAGAGCAAUUAAAUUCAACUAAAAUCACGUUCAAACUCAUAUACUUCUUCCUUGCUCCAUAUCCAAAAGACGAAUCUGUUCUUCUGUUAUACUUAAUCUUACAAGGUUCUAAUACCAGGUAGAAAGAUCCAGGGGUUCUAGUAUGAGGUAGAACGAUCCAGCACAUGGUAGCACCAAACUAGAUCACGAUUUAACAAUAUUAUCAUAAAGAACACAAUAUAUUUGACGUUUAGACUCUAAACUAGAAAAUGUUGGACUGCCGCAGCCUCUAUCCCAACUGCAUCUGGUAAAAUGAAACAGCUUUUGUGCCUGAGCAAUCAAACAUCAGAAAAGACACACCACUCUUCAACUUUUCUAAAGAAGUUUUCAACCAGCAUCAAACAAGUGCAACAACAAUGCCAACUUCAACAUUCUGUAUGAAUUUUAGUUCACAAUGGAAGACAUUUUAGACUGAACAUCUGUUGUCAUAAGAACUGAUCCAAAAAAGAACUAUGUUUCCCAACAUUACAUGUUCAAAUACAGUAAGGACUUCUGAUG
Durio zibethinus is the source of this 1789-nucleotide messenger RNA. RefSeq names its product arabinogalactan protein 41-like. The record is from RefSeq and is a predicted model, not a curated record. Lineage: Eukaryota; Viridiplantae; Streptophyta; Magnoliopsida; Malvales; Malvaceae.